GUUAGGAUUCUGCGCUUUCACUGUCGUGGCCCAGGUUUAGUCCCUAGUCAGGGAACCUAGGUCUCACAAGCUGUGUGGUGCAGCCAAAAGGAGAAAGAAAAUAGUAUAGUAGUUCCUUUAAAGGUGAAACAUAGAGUUGUCAUGUGACUGCAAUUCUACCCUUCGGCAUAUACCCAAGAGAAAUGAAAAUAUAUGUCUAUACAAAACUUCUAAACCGAUGUUCAUAGCAGCAUUAUUCAUAAUAGUCAAAAUGUGGCAAUAAUGCAAAUACCUGUCAGCUGAUAAAUGGAAUAACAUGAUAUAUCCAUAAAAAGAUGUAUUAUUCAGCCAUGGAAAGGAAUGAAAUAUUGAUACAUGCUAUGAAGUGGAUGAGCCUCCAAAAUAUACUAAGUGCGUCACAGCCCAGCCAGCGGGAGCCGGGUUUGGAGAGUCCAGGGCACUCGGAGAAUCCGGGUAGCCCUGGCUGGAGCCAUGUCCCGGAACCUGCGCACUGCUCUCAUUUCCGGCGGCUUCCUCUCCCUAAUUGGCGUCACCUUCUACCCCAUCUACUUCCGGUCCUUAAUGCGGCUGGAGGAGUACAAGAAGGAACAAGCCAUUAAUCGAGCUGGUAUUGUUCAAGAAGACGUGCAGCCACCAGGGUUGAAAGUGUGGUCGGUUCCAUUUGGCCGGAAAUGAGAAGACUAACACCACCUCUAAUGAUGCAAGUAGACAGAGGCUUCAUGCUUCCAGUUCUGCAGCAAGUGCAGUAAGUCACCUGGCUGGAGAACAGUGGCUGAGCAGAAAACUCUAGAAGGCCAUAAAGAGUCCUGUGCAUGAGGAUUACGUCCCUUCUUAAAAGAACCCUGGAACAAAUCAUACUGUCAGGAGGGUUUUCAUGAUUUGGUUUCCUUUCUAAAAAUGAAGCUGUCUCACUCAGCUGGGCUUGAAGGCUAUCUACAUAUUAUUCAGUCUCUACCUCUUAGCCUGCCAUGCUGUGAUAUGAAUACAGGCAACCAGUAGACUGGGGAAGGUCCUAGACUGU
Molecule: messenger RNA, 1021 nt
Organism: Odocoileus virginianus texanus
Lineage: Eukaryota; Metazoa; Chordata; Mammalia; Artiodactyla; Cervidae
Product: small integral membrane protein 20-like
Biological process (GO): mitochondrial respiratory chain complex IV assembly
Cellular component (GO): mitochondrial inner membrane
Source: RefSeq, a predicted model, not a curated record